UUUCAUAAUUUGGUAUGAGGAGAUAUGAAUGCAUGUCUGUAGCUCUUUGUAAUCGUUCCACUGAGCAGUGAACUUCAGUCAGAAGAGAUGUUUUGGGGCAUUGUUGCAUGCUGCAUACAUCUUUGCUCAAAGAUCUUGGUAGCUCUGCAGCUUGACUUGCUUCUUCCUCAAUCUCUCUGAAAUUUUAUCCUCAGAUUAUAUGGUGCCUAAAAAGAAAUCAAGGCGAUGAGAUGAAUUUGUCAGUCAUAUAUUUCAAGAGUUUAACUUAUGUGCACUGAUAUUGUACAACUCUUUUAUACCAUCAAGUUAAGAUUACCUAAUAUGCAACAGGUGACUAAAAUGGUAAUUUUGAUUUUGUGACAAAUUAGUGAGGCAUCCUCAGAAGGGGAGCCUUGGUAUAACUGGUAAAGUUGAUGCUAUGUGACCAGGAGGUCACGGGUUUGAGCCGUGAAAAUAGCCUCUUGCAGAAAUGCAGGGUAAGGCUGUGUAUGAUGGACUCUUAUGGUCCGGCCCACCCCCGAAUCCCGCGCAUAGCGGGAGCUUAGUACACCGGGCUAACCUUUUUAGUGAGACACCCUCACAGGUGAAAGUCCACCAAAUGUUACAGUGUGAAUCUAUGAUGAAACAAUAUAGUUUUGUUUACAACUUUUAAGAAAAUCUGAGUACUCUUAAUAUUCCAGAUGCUUCUGUUUUUCAUUAUAAACAAGAAGUAACAAUGCAGAAAACAUGACUAACAAAUGGACCAACUUACUUCCAAACAACAACUGAAUCACAAACAUUGUGUGUCACUUCCUCCUAUAACUCUGUGAAAUCAUACAAUUCCAGUUUGAUUAAUAGCUUAAACUUCACCAUCCUAUCACAUGGAGAAGAAGAUCCAACGUCCUUACUUGUUUCUUUUUUCAGUAGCCUUUGCUUUCCUUGUUACAGAUCCAUUCGGUUUAAGUCCAGUCGGGGAAAAUGACUUUAGGCCAGUGAAGAAUGACAUUGCACCAUAUGAACAAGUCAUAGAAAGUUGGCAUGGAGACAAAAAGAGCCGGUUAAGCCUCGGGAAUUUGGAGUUUGUUAAUGAAAUCUAUGGUCCUGAAUCACUAGAAUUUGAUAUUUCAGGCCGUGGUCCAUAUGCCGGACUAGCUGAUGGACGCAUUGUAAGGUGGCUCGGAGAAGAUAUUGGCUGGGAAACAUUUGCACUUGUCACUCAUAACUGGUCGGAGAAGCUGUGUGCAAAAGGGAAAGAUUCAACGACGUCUAAACAAUGGAAAGUCGAGCCAAAAUGUGGGAGGCCGCUUGGCCUAAGGUUUAACAAACAGAGCGGCGAUUUGUACAUAGCAGAUGCUUACUAUGGACUCCUGGUUGUUGGUCCAGAAGGAGGCGUGGCGACGUCUUUGGCUACACAUGUCGAAGGGAAGCCCAUACUCUUUGCCAAUGACCUUGAUAUCCAUACAAAUGGCUCCAUCUUCUUCACUGACACUAGCAAGAAAUACAACAGAGUGAACCAUUUUCUUAUAAUGUUAGAAGGAGAAGACACUGGUAGGAUUCUUAGGUAUGAUAUUGCUACAAGAAGUACUCAUGUUGUUUUGGAUGGAUUGGCUUUUCCUAAUGGGGUACAAUUAUCAAAGGAUCAAUCUUUUCUUCUCUUCACUGAAACAACCAAUUGCCGGCUAAUGAAAUUGUGGCUAGAGGGUGGAAAAGCAGGCAGUGUUGAGGUUAUCGCAAAUUUACCAGGAUUUCCAGACAAUGUAAGGGCGAACGAGAAAGGUGAGUUUUGGGUGGCAAUUGAUUGUUGUCGAACAAGAUCACAAGAAAUUCUCAUUCAUAAUCCAUGGAUGAGAAGCAUAUAUUUUAGAUUGCCAGUUCAAAUGCGUUACUUAGCAAGAUUGAUGGGAAUGAGAAUGUACACUGUUAUCUCACUCUUCAAUGAAAAUGGAGAAAUUAUUGAUGUUCUUGAAGAUAAGAAAGGUGUAGUUAUGAAGUUGGUAAGUGAAGUUAGAGAAAACAAUGGCAAGCUAUGGAUUGGAACUGUUGCUCAUAACCAUAUUGCUACACUUCCUUACCCCUAAUUAUGGAUUAUAAUCGUGUUUUUUUUUAAUAAUUAGCAAAUUCACUUGUUCUUUACUUUA
This is a messenger RNA of Nicotiana tabacum (common tobacco), 2117 nucleotides long. RefSeq names its product protein STRICTOSIDINE SYNTHASE-LIKE 13-like. Lineage: Eukaryota; Viridiplantae; Streptophyta; Magnoliopsida; Solanales; Solanaceae. Gene Ontology annotation, molecular function: hydrolase activity. The record is from RefSeq and is a predicted model, not a curated record. Gene Ontology annotation, cellular component: endomembrane system.